AUGAGGAUCCUGGUGUGCGUGUAUCUGUGUGGUCUGGCCCUGUCCGUCCUAGCUGAGGAGGAGCAGCCGGUGAAAGAGAAGCGAGGACUCUCCGGUUCGCUGGGUGGCUAUAGUGGCGGCUAUGGUCUGGGAGGUGGCUACAGUGGUGGCUACGGAGGCGGCUAUGGUGGAGGCUAUGGAGGUGGCUAUGGAGGCGGCUAUGGAGGCGGCUAUGGAGGCGGCUAUGGAGGUGGCUAUGGAGGUGGACUCGGAGGCGGCAUUGCAGGCGGCAUUGGGGCUGGAAUUGGAGGGGGACAACCACAGAUCACUGUCAACAGAAUCCCUGUCCGGGUCCCAGUCCCUGUGGAGAGAAUCGUUCGAGUGCCAGUGAAGGUCCCAUUCACGGUAACUGUGGACCGGCCUGUCCCUGUGCAGGUACCACAGCCGUACCCUGUCCCUGUAGACAACCCUGUGCCCGUCCCCGUCAAGGUCCCCACCCCAGUGUCCGUCCCAGUGCCUCAGCCCUACGUCGUUAAGCGUCCAGUGCCCUACGUCGUCAGCGCUGGCCACGGCGGUAUCGGAGGAGGACUCGGCGGUGGUCUCGGAGGAGGCCUCGGUGGAAAAUUCGGCGGAGGCUACAGCAGUGGCUUUACUGGAGGAUACAGUGGAGCUACUAGUGGCUUUGGAGGACUUGGGGGCUAUGGAAAAUACGGCCACUGA
Molecule: messenger RNA, 699 nt
Organism: Schistocerca nitens (vagrant locust)
Lineage: Eukaryota; Metazoa; Arthropoda; Insecta; Orthoptera; Acrididae
Exons: 2
Coding region: 1-699 (232 amino acids)
Source: RefSeq, a predicted model, not a curated record